AUUGAAGAAUUGUGUUUCUUCAAUUGAUUUAGACUGUAAUCGUUUCUUCCUAAUCUGGUUUUCUCCAGAUACAGUUUUGUUUGUGAUGGGCAAUUGAGAAGAGGGAAAAAAAAAAUGUUAAAGUCGAUGCUUGGUUGCUGCAAGGUGUACAUAUCCGAGAGCAGAAACAGAAAGGCACUUGAGUCCAUCGAAAGAGCUGCCAGGCUAAUCCCAGAAGCUCCCAUCAUCAACAAAUUUGAGGAUGACACUUACAACAGAGUUGGCUACACACUUGUGUCCAAAUUAUCUCCUGAACCAUCAUCAUCAUCAUCAUCAUCAUCAUGUCCGUUGAGGAAUGCUGUGUUUUCCAUGGCCGUGUUUUCCAUGGUGAGGGCUGCAGUGGAGUCCAUUGACCUUGAGAUGCACAGCGGCAGCCAUCCCCGGCUCGGGGUUGUGGACCACGUAUGCUUCCAUCCCUUGCUCUCCGCUUCUCUCGAUCAGGCUUCUACUAUUGCCAAAUCUUUGGCGGCGGAUGUUUCCCAUGCCCUUCAAGUCCCUACUUUUCUAUAUGGAGCAGCCCAUGAAGAGGGUAGAACGCUUGAUGCAAUCAGAAGAGAGCUGGGUUACUUCAAGCCGAAUUCCAGCGGAAACCAGUGGUCUGGGGGGCUAAAAUCAGAGACUUUGGCACUGAAGCCGGAUGAGGGUCCAGCUCAAGUGCCUCCAACAAAAGGUGUCAUUGUGAUUGGGGCAACCCAAUGGGUUGACAACUACAACAUUCCGGUCUUCUCUACUGAUAUCUCAGUGGUUCGCAGAAUCGCGAAACGGGUGAGCGGAAGAAGAGGCGGACUUCCUUCAGUCCAGGCCAUGGCACUUAAACAUGGCGAGACAGUCAUCGAAGUGGCUUGCAACUUGUUGGAACCAAAUAAAGUGGGAGGAGAAAGAGUUCAGCUUGAAGUAGAGAGGCUUGCCAAGGAAGAGGGUGUUGCGGUUGGCAAGGGCUAUUUCACUGAUCUUUCUCAGGAGAAAAUCAUUGAGAGUUACUUGAAGUUGGAUUCCUUUAUGUAACAAGAAUAUGAAAUUUAUAAAAGAAGCAGCAACUUCUUCUUUGAUCAUCUUUUAAAAGAGAUCAACAUAAAUAAAUAAAUAAAUAAAUAAAGAUACAG
Molecule: messenger RNA, 1142 nt
Organism: Morus notabilis
Lineage: Eukaryota; Viridiplantae; Streptophyta; Magnoliopsida; Rosales; Moraceae
Product: formimidoyltransferase-cyclodeaminase
Molecular function (GO): transferase activity; folic acid binding
Source: RefSeq, a predicted model, not a curated record